AAUAGCACAAAAUGUUAUAGUUUCACUGUACCUGGCCUCGUGCAUAAUCGUGCCAAUUCUCUCACGUGAAGAGUGCGGCUCGCCUUACCUUCAGCCGGGACGUCGGCAUGCGGACUUCAGUACAAAAGUGUUUGCUUCUCGUCGCCUUAGUAGCUUGCUCGCAAGGCGGGGCGCAGGCGGACUUCUUUAGCUCGGUGGAGGCCGUGGGACCACGGCUCGUGUACACAGCCGUCCACGACAACUGCACAUCCGUAGCGGUAUUCAACCGGAGCGACGGGCAGCUGAUUUGGCGCACCACGGACACGUCGCACCGCUGGGCGGGCACGCCUGGCCAGCGCCGCCUCUACUCCACCGCGCUACACGGCCACAGCCUGCAGGCGGCAGCCCUCAGCAGCGGCAAGCCGCGCUGGGCCUUCCCCUCCAGGAACAGCUGGAUACCCGCCUGGAUCCACCGCCGUGACAGCCUAGGGCUGGUCAGCGGCACCGUGUUCGUGGGGCCGCAGGAGGUGGAGCCGGCGGGCGCUGCCGACGGCGGUGGCGGCGGCGAGGCAGACUAUGACCUGUCGGACGCCGACGUUGCCGGCGGCCCUGGCGUGGGUGACGGCGAUGCAGGCUCUGAAGGAAAGUCGCUGCAGGGACGCACCUCAGAGGCCGCUCUGCACACGUUAACGGCCUUGUCCUCACUCGCCGCCGCCCGCUCCGGGCGCCUGCUGCUGCGGGCGCGCGUGCAGCUCGAGUCGGGAUCUGGAGCAGAGUCGGCGCCUCCAGCGCCAGGAUCUGCCCCCGCUGCGGGCUCUCUGGUGCUUGUGUCCACUCAGAACCCGGGCAGUCGCCUGUACGCAGUUGCGGAGGACACGGGUCGCCUGGCGUGGCAGCUGUCACUGGACAACAACGGAGACCUGCCCGGAGCUAACAUCACCACCCUGCUCCUGCCGAGGGAGCUACCCACACUCGCCCUGCUCUCCGUCGCUGCCGUCGGCGACCCCUCCGGCGGCUCUGGCGCCACACCUGGCGCCGCCUCCGGCGCCGUACUCGCGGUGGACCUGGCGAACGGCAGCGUGCGCUGGGCCACCGGCGCGCUGCCAGGCGGCGCGCCGAGUGUGGCGCUGGUGACGGAGGGGGCGGUGGUCCUGCGCGGCAAGGCGGAUGCGGACCUGACCCAGACUCUGUACGGGCUGCGUGCGGCCACGGGAGCGCUUGUGUGGACCAAGGCCUGCAGCAACGGCUGCACCGUGCUGCCUGUUGACGACAAGAUGGCGGUCAUUGCCUCAUACGGCUUCAGUGUGUCCGAGCUGGAGGGCGUGGACCUGGCCUCGGGCAAGGUGCUGUGGCGGGGCGUGGACAGCACCACCGCCACCGGGCUGUCGUGCAGCGGCGCCACAGUGGCACACAAGCACCUGUUCUUCGGGUGCCCCUGCGAGGUGGAGGAGCAGGCAGCGGCGGCGGUGGAGGACGGGCAGGAAGGAGAGGCGGCGGGGGCCAUGCAGGGCGGGAGCGGGCGCUACAUGUCGCCGGCGCGCGCGGCUGCGGCGGCGGUGCUGGCUACGGGGGCUGAUGUAGCUGCCAGGCCUGCGAGUGCGAGCCCCAGCCGCGUGCGCAGCAGCAGCGGUGCAGGUGGCCGCACUAUCGCCCAACCCACCACUGCCGCCAUCUCCGCCUUUACCACCAGCACCAGCAGCGCCGCCACCGUCACCACCCGCCUGCCGCUGCGCAAGGCCGCCGCCAAGCCGCCGCUGUGCGCCUACGCGGUCUCUACCGACACCGGCGAGGCGGCCUGGAGUUCCCGGCUCGGCGUCCGCGACAACAGCAGCUUCCCGGUGGCUUCCGGCGCCGUGGGGCUGCUGCCGCUGGUGGUGGGGGACGCAGUGGUGAUUGCCACGGCGGGCUGGGUGCACGCGCUGGACCGGGCGGGCGGAAGGGCCCUGUGGAGCUAUGAGCUGCCGGCCGGACAGCAGCUGCAGUCAUGGGACACGCUGGACGAGUGGGGCGGUGUGGUGGCAGUGCGCACCUCGGGUGUGCCGCCGGAGGACUCAAGGCUGCUAGGCCUGAGCCUGCUGAGCGGCGAGCUACUUCUCAGCACGCCGCUGCCACCCGCCUACGCGCCCGGCGGCUCACCGUCGCGCCCCUACGACCUGCGGGAGGGCGUAAUAUAUGUGGACGCCUGCAGCGGGUCCCACUGCUGCGUGGUGGGCGUGGACCUGCGCCAGGCGCCACCGCCGGCCGCCGCCGCGGUUGCUGCUGCUGCCGGUGGUCGUGGUAGUAAUGGUGGUGCUGGAGCUGGUGGUAGCAGGGGUGGCAGCGGUGGCGCCAGCAGCGGUACCAGUGGGGGCGCGGGCUGGCUGACGGCGGCACUGCACCGCCGGCUGCAGACUGCGCUGCGGGGCGCUGAGGCUGAGGCGGCAGCGGCUGUGCCGACGACUGCAGCUGGUGGCGAAGUGGGAAAGGGCAAGGGGCCCGUGGAGCCGUCCGGCGGAGGCGCGAGCGGGGGCAGCGGCGGCGGCGACGGCGCAGCUUCCCGCAGCUUUCAGUACUGCUUUGAUGUGGAGCAGGCGUGCCGCGCCAGCCGCGCCCGCUCUGUGGGCAGUGAGAUCGUGUACGUGCUGCUGUUCGCGCAAAUGGCAGUGCUGCUGCUGGGCUUCGGCAGUGUGGUCAUCUGGCGCGCCUGCUACCGCCGCAGCUAUGCACCCUACACCCGUCUCAACGCGCUGCCCGUACUGGAGCAAUACGAGCACGACAUGGCCAGCGAGGAGGCGGACGAAAGCGACGAUGGAGGCGGCGGCGGCGAUGAGGAGGGCGAGGGACACCGUGGGCCCAACGGCUACCAUGGGCAUGGACGCGGGCACGGGCGGCGGCAGCUGGUGGUUGACCCUGAUACGGGCAUUGCGGUGCCGGUGGUGAUGGUGGAGCAGCGGACGCCGGGGGCGGCUGGAGCCGCAGGUGCAGCGGGAACGGGGGCGAAUGGCGGCUGUGCUGCGCACGCGGCAGCGGAGGAGGCGGCUGCAGCUGCGGCGGGCGGCGAGGCCCGGCGUGUGCGCUGAGGCGGCACGCCAGCAAUUUAAGAUGCUAACAUCGUUGAGUGUGACAGCUUAAAUUGGCAGCUUGAAGUGCGCAUGAGCUUUGGGUUCAGGCGUGUAGAGUCCAAGUGCGGGCGUGUCAGGGCGUAUGGUUGCGGGGCUCAUGCGUGGGACGUGUCAGGGUGGGGCACCUGUGGCGUGUUCCGUUGGGUUGACAAGGAUUCCUUGCAAUGUUCGCAGCUGCCAAAUGGCGGCUGUUACAAAAGGUAUCGCGCAGGCAUACGGAUGUGACUUUGACGAGCUUGCGUUGGGUGGGGGAUUGGGGGCGGGCAAGGAUGGGGCAUUGGGGCGGAGAGC
Molecule: messenger RNA, 3371 nt
Organism: Chlamydomonas reinhardtii
Lineage: Eukaryota; Viridiplantae; Chlorophyta; Chlorophyceae; Chlamydomonadales; Chlamydomonadaceae
Exons: 7
Coding region: 108-3038 (976 amino acids)
Molecular function (GO): protein binding
Source: RefSeq, a predicted model, not a curated record